This is a messenger RNA of Osmerus eperlanus (European smelt), 853 nucleotides long. RefSeq names its product histone H2A. Gene Ontology annotation, molecular function: structural constituent of chromatin; DNA binding; protein heterodimerization activity. Lineage: Eukaryota; Metazoa; Chordata; Actinopteri; Osmeriformes; Osmeridae. The record is from RefSeq and is a predicted model, not a curated record. The transcript has a single exon. Bases 91 to 477 code for a protein of 128 amino acids. Gene Ontology annotation, biological process: heterochromatin formation. Gene Ontology annotation, cellular component: chromatin; nucleosome.
CCUCCAACGUUACGUCAAUAUACUCUUAAGUGAAUUGUUAAUGAAAAAGGUAGGCAACGCGGUUUGAUUAGACUGUCCAGGUUAUUCAAUAUGUCUGGAAGGGGUAAGACCGGUGGAAAGGCCCGAGCAAAGGCAAAGUCCCGUUCAUCGCGCGCCGGUUUGCAGUUUCCCGUUGGACGUGUACACAGGUUAUUGCGCAAAGGCAACUAUGCGGAGCGCGUUGGUGCUGGAGCCCCUGUGUAUUUGGCUGCUGUACUGGAAUAUCUGACAGCUGAGAUCCUCGAGUUGGCAGGCAACGCAGCCAGGGACAACAAGAAGACGAGAAUCAUCCCCCGUCAUCUCCAGCUGGCUGUCCGCAACGACGAGGAAUUAAACAAGCUUUUAGGUGGUGUUACCAUCGCUCAAGGUGGAGUGUUGCCUAAUAUUCAGGCCGUUCUUCUACCAAAGAAGACUGAAAAACCAGCUAAGAGCAAGUAACCAGCAGGGACCCACAAAUCAAAACAAAGGCUUUUGCCUUUCACCUCGCUUUUUCGCACUCACUGAAAGUGGGAUUUGUUGUAAAUGGACAAUGCUUCAUAAUAUUGGUUUUUGUAACGAACACAAUUUCCGACAGAAUUUCGACAAUUAAUUUUAGAUGUACUCUGCAUACGUAAAACCGUUUUGCCUAUUCUUGUAACUGGACUAAGUAUGGUGGCGCAUUUAAGGGUGGGGUGGAAUAAACCACGAAGACAAAUGGGACCAAUUUUGGGUUUCCUAUUUAGUGAUGUAGGCCUAAGCCCUGAAGACAUUUUGUGCAAAAUGUGAUGUUAUUUGUUUAUUUCAAUAAAUGUUAUGUUCUGGUAUAGCGCAAGCA